CUAAUGAUCAGUGAGAUUAUAAUGCCACUUUUUUCCAGCACAAACAGCAGAGCUGAUCACCAUGAAAGCCAGGUCAAAUGUGACAGAAAUCCAGGUGAAGGCUCUGACGAGAGAUGGAGAAGUCAAACAGGUUGCUUUCUCAGCCUCUCUCUUGGCUUCAAGUUCUGGGUAUGUGGGACCGUUUAACACACACACUCCUCUGGUGUUCAGGCAUGUUGUCACAAACAUUGGAAAUGCCUACAACCCAAACACAGGUUUCUUUACUGCACCAGUGAGAGGAGCCUACCACUUUGAGUUCUACAUAUGUGCAACUGGACAUUCUUCACAUCCUACAAGUGCUGUUCUGGUGAAGAAUGGAGGACAUGUUUUCAUUGCAUAUGAGCAUCAGCCAUCUUAUCAUGUUAGCUCUGCUAAUGGAGCCACUCUGCUUCUUGAGGUUGGAGAUGUUGUGUUUUUGCGUCUGUGGAUAAACUCUAGGAUAUUUGACAAUGAAAAUCACCACAGCACCUUCAGUGGUCAUCUGCUUUUUACCAUGUGA
Messenger RNA from Cheilinus undulatus (humphead wrasse), 538 nucleotides. Its product is annotated as complement C1q-like protein 2. NCBI's taxonomy places the organism in Eukaryota, Metazoa, Chordata, Actinopteri, Labriformes, Labridae. The record is from RefSeq and is a predicted model, not a curated record. The coding region runs from base 62 to 538 and encodes 158 amino acids. Gene Ontology annotation, molecular function: protein binding. The transcript has 3 exons.